Messenger RNA from Agelaius phoeniceus (red-winged blackbird), 690 nucleotides. RefSeq names its product prolactin (gene PRL). The record is from RefSeq and is a predicted model, not a curated record. Gene Ontology annotation, biological process: positive regulation of cell population proliferation; response to nutrient levels; positive regulation of receptor signaling pathway via JAK-STAT. Gene Ontology annotation, molecular function: hormone activity. NCBI's taxonomy places the organism in Eukaryota, Metazoa, Chordata, Aves, Passeriformes, Icteridae. Gene Ontology annotation, cellular component: extracellular region.
AUGAACACCAGGGGGGCUUCACUGAAAGGUUUGUUGCUGGCAGCCCUUCUGGUGUCCCACAUGCUUCUGACAAAGGAAGGAGUGACCUCUAUGCCAAUCUGCCCCAAUGGAUCUGUCAAUUGCCAGCUUUCCCUUGAAGAGCUUUUUGAGCGAGCCGUUAAACUUUCACACUACAUUCACUAUCUCUCUUCGGAAAUGUUCAAUGAAUUUGAUGAACGCUAUGCCCAGGGCCGGGGUUUCAUUGCAAAAGCUGUCAACAGCUGCCACACUGCGUCCUUAACCACUCCUGAAGAUAAGGAGCAGGCUCAGCAGAUUCAUCAUGAAGACCUACUGAAUUUAAUUCUGGGAGUUCUGCGCUCCUGGAAUGAUCCCCUGAUCCACUUGGCCUCUGAAGUACAAAGAAUCAAAGAAGCUCCAGAAACCAUUCUCUGGAAGGCUGUGGAGAUUGAAGAACAAAACAAGCGACUCCUAGAAGGAAUGGAGAAAAUAGUUGGGCGGGUUCACUCUGGGGAGGUCGAAAAUGAGAUUUACACUCCGUGGGAUGGACUUCCAUCCCUGCAGCUUGCUGAUGAAGACUCCAGACUCUUUGCCUUUUACAACCUGCUGCACUGCCUCCGCCGAGAUUCCCACAAAAUCGACAACUAUCUCAAGGUUUUGAAGUGCCGCCUAAUCCACGACAACAACUGUUGA